Cladocopium goreaui is the source of this 1410-nucleotide messenger RNA. The record is from the annotation of a GenBank genome assembly. NCBI's taxonomy places the organism in Eukaryota, Dinophyceae, Suessiales, Symbiodiniaceae.
AUGACACUGGUCCCUGUCAAGGUUGGAGGCAGAAAUCUGCAGAGGAAAAUGUUGUAUUGCAUUGGCCAAGCAGCCCGUCUAUUGACUCUGAAAAAGCUGAAGGCUGCUGAAGUUGACCCUCGCAAGCAUCGAAUGGCCUUGCGAUACAGUUCGUGCAGCUUGGCCAUGGAAACGUCAAGCGGCUUCUUGGGCAUCUGGGACCAGGCAGAGCACCAAGACCUCACUGCAGUCGGGGUUCGGGAUGCCACAAUGGGCAUUUUGAAGGAGUUGUGCACUCCAUCUUCAGUGGUUCCUUUCACUAGGGACACAUUGCCUCUGCAAUUUGGUGACGCACUGGACGCACUCAAGCCGAAAGUUGAACAGUUCUGCACAGAUGCAGCUGGUGACGAAAUGGUGGCUGCAGAGCUUUUGAAGCUGGAUUUUACCAAUCUCCGCAUUAGAAGCAAAGACACAGCCCAUGCAUCACGAAGGAUUGCCAGCCGAUGUACGCAGGCAGAUCCAUACCUGGCACGGGUGCUCAAAAAGUAUGUGACGGGUGGCCAGUCACCAGCACAACUGCUGCAGUUUCGACCCUACUUUGCCAAGCGUUUUGGCCACUUUGUGAAGUCCAACAACGGGUGGAGCUGCAAAAACUUACGAGCCGCGAAACAUCGCUUUGAGAGCCUCCAGAAACCACUUGGGCGACUUGUCCUCCACAUGCAACCGCUCCUGGUGACCAUGGAGACGCUGUGUCGGGAACGUGCUGGAAAAGCAGAAGGCAAAACUGCCACAGAAUUCUUGGAGCAAUGGAGCGUGGAAGAAGCUUUGACCCUAGCAGCAUUGGCCGAUGCCCACGAUGAAGCAUUCCUGGUUACGAGGGUGGCCGAUUCUGAUAGCUUUCAGCCCACAGACUUGAUGUAUGCUCUUGAGACGUUCCAGAAGAACAUAGCCUGCAUGUUCACCCGGGGCUACUUGUUUGAGACCCCUGGCACAUAUUCCACGUUUCUCCUCGAAACUCUGAAGACACCGGUGGUGUUGAUUCACAAAGGGAAGCAACUUGUGCUUGGCGGCCCUGAUGCCAUCACUUCACAAAUCAAGCAUCGUGUCAUGGGAAGGCCAUCCCGUACUAUUUUUAAACUUCAAUCUCGAUGCAUUUAUUUACCAAUAUGUCACUAUGUACCACCACCAUUGACUUGUGUACAGCGAUCAUUGCGUCACCAAUGUGCCAGGAUGAUGAACUGGGUCAAGGUGGCUACAACAAUUCUGGAAACAGAAUUCCCUUCGUUUGGGGUGUGCAUGCACUUGGCUGUGGCUUUGAGAUUGAACCUCCAAGUGGACAAAAUGCCAAGACCAUCCCAGGAUUCUGCUAAAGCAUUGGCCACAGCUUGGGGGCUUGACAAAGACACUCAUCCAAAGUUGAAAAUUUCCUAG